UAAUUUAUUCUCCUUUCUAAUGAUAAAUAUUUAUACGAUUGAUAAAUAAAACUAAAAUGUGAUUAAGUACGUUAGUAUUUAUUUAUUAAAGAAAUGAAGAAAUGUGUUUACAAGGCUAUCACGUGUGUACUGUACUGUACUGUACUGUACUGUAGUGCAAUUUUUCCCAUGUUUAUUUAUUUUGACAAUUACAAUAUAAUUUAUAACAUAAAGUAUUUAUUUAAAUCAUUAUCAAUCUAACUUGUUUCCUAUCAAGGUGCAAUUAUGUGUUUCUAAAAUUGAUAUUGUUAAUGUUACUGUUCAGAUUAUUUACUUUCUUCUUCUUGUCAAAUUUAAAUGUUAAAAAGUAUAACGAAAUGUAACCUGUGAUUUUUGUGAUUAAUAAAGUCUGGUUUGAUUGUACAGACUAAUGAUAAUUGACUAUUGACUAUUCUUUUUCAGAAAAUCAAGAUGGUGAACAAUGAUACUUGGCCCGGCUUUUAUCCAAAGGAAAAGCUGAAAAAACUUUCGCGGAUUCGUGCACUUUUGAAGCUGGAUCCGAUAUCAUGUCUUGAAGAAGAGAAACGUUUACAAGAAUCUAUGAUCAUAGAAAACAUCGAAGAUGACAUUAAAAUAGAAGCUAAAAAUGGCGACACUGCCGAGGAAAUAAUAUUAAUAGAUGAAGAAAUGACUGAGAUUAAACCGAACAAUAUCAAAUUAAUUGAUGACAAAAGUUUUUUAGAAACUGAAGAUUUAGAACCUUUAGCGUCUGCAGAAAAGAGGAUAAAACUAGACGAUAACGAUUCGCCGAAGUUGGAUUUAGAGGCCCUUGUUUCUAAAUUUAUUUACUCAUUAAGAGAGUUUGAGCCUCUAACGGAUAUUCUUGUACAGAUUGGAGAUCUAAAUCAGGAGGAGCGGAAACUGUUUGAGCAGAGUUUAAUUAAGAAUAUGAUUGGAUCUUUUCUAGAGAAGAUUGGUGAAGCUUGUACAAGAUGGCGGAUACUGGAGGAACACGUGUUUCUUACUUUACUUGAGUUGUUGCAGCAGCUAGUUGAAAAGAUUGAAUAUAUUCCUGGUGACGUAGAAGGUGUUUACAGAUCACUAAUUACCUCUUAUCCACAGCUGAAGAAUUGCAUUCUGGACUCUAUAUUUACUCUUACCAGAGGGUUCGACAUUUUAGAAGCAUUGAUAGAGAGCAAUGAAUUUAGUAAGGACGAGGUAAUAGCUGGACUUAUCUUUAUAUAUAGAGAUAGGAAAUUCACCGCGGCACAUACAGGCAUUGUAGAGAGUAUGCUCCGUGGUAGUUUAAACCCUUGUCCCCAACUUGAUCAACUUAUAUCUACAAUAUUUCAGGCUAUUAACAGAAAUAAAAGUUGCAAUAAAUGCCUUACUACUUCUAAAUUCAGUAUAAAUAUCCUGGCCCGUGUUGAAAAGCUAAAUACUAUGGCUUCAGUCCAGCUUGAAAUCUAUAUUAAACAGAAUAAAACUUUUCUUAGGUCCAAACUUCUGAAGCAAUAUGAAAAAUUAAGGACUGAGACAGAAUCAGAAGUUCAAGUUCAACCAUUAGAAGCAAACACGAUAGAUCUUUGAUUGAUUUUAAAAACUGUGAUACCUUCCAUUAA
Molecule: messenger RNA, 1601 nt
Organism: Eurytemora carolleeae
Lineage: Eukaryota; Metazoa; Arthropoda; Copepoda; Calanoida; Temoridae
Exons: 14
Coding region: 451-1569 (372 amino acids)
Source: RefSeq, a predicted model, not a curated record